UUAGAGCAUAUGCUCUAAGUGAUGUAAGGUCAAUGUCCCUCAAUUUGUUAUCUUUGGUGAAAGUUUUCGUUGAUCGUUGAUUUUGAUUUGAUAGAUUUUUUCCCUACUUUUUAUUGUUUCUGCAAAAUGAGUAAAAAGUUGAUACUGGAUGUCCUCAAAAAAACAAGAUCCUCUUCAAAAAUAAUUAAUAAACAAGAGGAACUUAAAAGUGAAAGUGAGAAUGAUAACGACUCGAUCACAUCAAAAUAUUUCGAUAUUAAAAGAAAACGAAAGCGUAAUUCCGUGAAAAUCCAAUCAGACACUAAAACAAUUGAUGAAGAAACAAAGAGCAAAAUUAAUGAAAUAAAUACCGAAUCAAAUCCUCACGAACAUAAUGCAGUUGACGAUAAAAUUAAAAAACGUAAGAGUAUUCAAUCAGAAAAUGAAUCGAACACUGAAACAAUUAAUAAUGUGAUUAAUAAAGGAACAAAUAGCAGCAUUAAUGAAGUAAAUACUGAAUCAAAGCCUGAGACAUGCGAAACAAUUAACAAUAAGAUAAAAAAUCCAAUCGAAACAGUGGUUAACCCUAACAAGUGGAUGCCCCAAAACUGGGAGGUUAUGUUAGAAAAUAUUAGGAAAAUGCGAUCGAACGAAACGGCUCCAGUGGAUUCCAUGGGCUGUCACAAGUGUUCGGAUCCAAACGCAGAUCCAAGAAUCUCCAGGUAUCAGUCUUUAAUCGCACUGAUGUUGAGCAGCCAGACAAAGGACCAGGUCACCCACGCAGCUAUGCAGAGACUUAACACCUAUGGCUGUACGCCAGAAAUAAUCAUGAACACUCCUGAUGACGUUUUAGAACAGUUAAUCUACCCUGUUGGCUUUCGUAAGAAAAAGGUGCAGUACAUAAAGAAGGCGUCGAAGAUCUUAAUUGAAGAAUAUAAGUCUGAUAUUCCAAGGACAUUGGAAGAUUUGUGCAAAUUGCCGGGAGUUGGACCGAAAAUGGGGCACAUAUGCAUGAGAAUUGCUUGGAACGAGGUCUCUGGAAUUGGAGUCGAUACUCAUGUUCAUAGAAUUUGUAAUAGGAUUAGUUGGGUGAGAAAGAGGACGAAAACUCCGGAAGAAACUAGAAUGGAUUUGGAAGAAUGGUUGCCUAAGCAUUUGUGGUGUGAUGUUAAUCAUUUAUUAGUUGGAUUUGGGCAGGAAAUUUGUUUACCGAGGUUUCCAAAAUGUGAAUCAUGUUUGAAUAAAGAUAUCUGCCCUUCGAGCACGAUUAAAAAUAAGAAAUAAGGGAAACAGUAUAUUUUUAUAAUUCUUUCUCAAUUACUUGUUAAUUAUUGACGGUAGCGAGAAAUGUUUUAAACGAAAGUUGUAGCUCCGACUGUUAGCUACAAGUAAGCUUGUAUGCAAUUCUCCUUUAGGUCCAAUAGUGCAGGAAUAAUUAAGAAAAAAAAACGAAACUAGGUAAAAAUGUAAUAAUUUAAAUCGGUUUUAAUUAAUUCGUUAAUUGUUGGACUUGAAAGAAAAUUGUAUAGAAUCUUAGUUUUAGUUGACGAGUGCAAAUUUAGAGCUACAACUUUUGUUUAAAAUAGUUAUUGCUAGCAUCAAUAAUUAACGAGUUAGUGAUAAUAAAUCGAAAUCGACAAUACCUGGAAGUGUCACAAAAAUUUGAUUUUCGAUUCUUAUAAGUUACUCGUAAAUUAUCGAUGCUAGCGAAAAAUGUUGCAAGCAAAAGUUAUAGCGGUAGUAGUCUAUCACAAAUAAGGUGCUCUAUUAUUUGUAACUCCAAUGAUUAACGAGUUAUUAACAAUAAACUGGUACUCUAUUAAAAAAUCCUAUACUGAGGAAUCUAUAUCAUACUCAUGAUGAUGAUUAUUAAGAAAAUAUUGGAUUUGCAAAAAAAUUAUACAGAACUA
Ceratina calcarata is the source of this 1889-nucleotide messenger RNA. It is a transcript of the gene Nthl1, whose product is annotated as Nth-like DNA glycosylase 1. Gene Ontology annotation, biological process: base-excision repair; base-excision repair, AP site formation; nucleotide-excision repair. Gene Ontology annotation, molecular function: DNA-(apurinic or apyrimidinic site) endonuclease activity; DNA binding; oxidized pyrimidine nucleobase lesion DNA N-glycosylase activity. The coding region runs from base 127 to 1263 and encodes 378 amino acids. NCBI's taxonomy places the organism in Eukaryota, Metazoa, Arthropoda, Insecta, Hymenoptera, Apidae. Gene Ontology annotation, cellular component: nucleus. The record is from RefSeq and is a predicted model, not a curated record. The transcript is spliced from 3 exons.